GACUCUGAAGAUUUCAGCACUGGUUGGGGAAUUCAAUUCCGCUUUGGUAUUAUUCCGGUUUCCGGUAUUCGGUAUCAUCACUUAUUUAUCAGUUGUCUCUCUUUCGAGAUACCGAGAUUUGUAAACCUUACACGAUUGUUCUUGAAAGUUGAAACCGCGCGGUGUGGUAGGGUGUGGUGUCGGAGUGAUAAAAUUACACAUAAUUUUCAAGUCAUUGAUUAGUACAAACGAUUAUACGAAUUUUAAUUUGGUUCGAUGUAUCAUUUUCUCGUAAUGUGCAACUUCAUGCAGUUCUAGCGCACAAAUUUGAGUACAAUCACUGGCAUCAAUUUGACCAACGAAGUUUGGACUUAUGGGUACCAUACCUAGCGAAAUGGAUGCUCCAGCAAUCGGAAUAGACUUGGGCACAACGUAUUCUUGUGUUGGAGUGUUCCAGUACGGAAAAGUCGAAAUUAUCGCCAACGAUCAAGGUAAUAGAACAACACCCAGUUAUGUCGCAUUUUCUAAAGGAGAAAUUUUGAUCGGAGAUGUCGCAAAAAAUCAAGCAACGAGGAAUGUGAAUAAUACUAUUUAUGAUGUUAAAAGAUUGAUGGGUCGAGAAUUUGACGACGAUACAGUUCAGUCCGAUAUGCAGCGUUGGCCUUUUCAGGUUGUCGAUGAUGACAAUAGACCAAAAAUAGAAGUUGAAGUCGAAGGUACUUCCAAAACGUAUUUUCCUGAGGAAAUAUCCUCAAUGGUUUUGAGAAAAAUGAAAGAUACCGCCGAAGCUUACCUAGGUAAAACGGUGAAAAAUGCUGUUAUCACCGUGCCAGCUUAUUUUAACGAUUCUCAAAGAUGUGCUACCAUGGAUGCUGCUAAAUACGCCGGGUUGAAAGUAUUACGUAUCAUUAACGAACCCACUGCUGCCGCCAUCGCUUACGGUUUAGAUAAAAAAGAUUCCAACGCGCAUGAUGUAUUGAUAUUUGAUCUUGGUGGAGGUACAUUCGAUGUAACUAUUUUAACUAUCCAAGACGGCAUAUUCGAAGUUAUUUCAACCGCCGGUGAUACUCACUUAGGGGGCGAAGAUUUUGACAGCAAAAUGGUCGAUCAUUUCGUACAAGAAUUCCAACGUGAACACAAAAAAGACCUCACUCAGAACAAGGAAGCCGUACGUCGUUUACUCAAUGCCUGUGAAAGGGCAAAAAGAACGCUAUCAACGACGACUGUAGCCAACAUAGAAAUCGAUUCUCUGUACCAUGGUAUAGAUUUCUACGCGUCGAUCAGUCGUGCUCGAUUUGAAGAAUUAACCGCAGACUUCUUUCAAAGAGCAAUGACACUUGUUCAGAAAGCGAUUAAAGAUGCUGAAUUCAACAAAUCAAAAAUUCAUCAGGUCGUUUUAGUAGGUGGCUCUAGCCGCAUACCGAAAAUUCAAAAAAUGUUGCAAGAUUUCUUCGAUGGAAAAGAAUUGAAUAAAUCGGUGAACCCUGACGAAGCGGUAGCCUAUGGAGCUGCCGUACAAGCUGCCAUAUUGAAUGGUGAUAAAUCGAAGAUUGUGCAAGAUGUGGUGUUACUCGACAUUAUACCGUUAUCAUUAGGUGUAAGCUGUGGGCAAGGGCACCGUGAAAUGCAAACGAUAAUUAAAUGUAACACUCCUCUUCCAGCAAAAGGAAGUCAUACUUUUUGCACAAGGGAUGAUAAUCAAACCGGAAUGUCGAUCGAAGUUUACGAAGGCGAAUAUGAUACUCCGGAGCAUAAUCAUUUUCUUGGCAAAUUUCGUCUUAGUGGUAUCCCUCCUGCUCCUAAAGGCGUACAAAGCGCCACUAUCACUUUCGAAAUCGAUGCUAAUGGUAUUUUGACAGUUACCUCCGUUGUUGAAUCGAAUGGUUGCUCGAAUCAACUUACUAUUACACAUGAUAGAGCUCGUCUCAGUAAAGAAGAAAUUGAGCGUAUAAUCAAAGACGCUGAAAAAUUACACAGCGGAGAAGAAAAACGAAAAGCUGCUUUAGCCGCCAAGAACUCUUUAGAAUUGUACUGUAUCAGCGUGAAGAGUACGGUGGAAGAUGGCAAGUUGAAAGAUAAGAUCAGUAAAUCAGAUAAAGAUAUGAUUUUGAAAAAAUCCGAAGAAACUAUUGUCUGGUUGAGUUCUACUCAUUCAAGUGAUCCUAAGCUCUACAAACGCAAGCAAGUAGAAUUACAAAACAUAUUUGAUGCGAUGAUAUCAAUAGCUACCAACCCUAGCGAAGAGAACGACACGUACUGGAAAAUACUGAACGUGGAAAAACAUGCCUCCCGAGAUGAGAUCGAAAAUGCGUGCAGGAUCGUUAGUCGCAAGUAUCAUCCCGAUAAAUACGAAGGAGACAAAGAAAUUGCAACCAUGUAUUGGCAUACCAUUAUGAAAGCAAAAAAUGUGCUCAUCAAUCUAAUAAAACGUAAAUUUGGUCACAACACCUGAUCGUGUAAUAAUAGGUUACACAAUAUCAGAAAAUCAACAUUUUGAUUAUACCUGCUCAACAUUUUUUCUGUCUCAACGCCGUGCGCCUGUGUCCAUUUUGAUGGUGAAUGCCAAAUGCCUAAGCCUGAGCAGUUCCAAAAACUCGUGCAUUUUAAUUUCUUCAGAUUUCAAUGAUCAACGUCGUCAAUGAUUUCGAUUACGUCGCAUAUUCUGAGUUUUUUGUUUGGGGCUUGGUAAAAGUUAAUAAAAACCAGUCGGUAGGUAUUUGUAAUAGGUAAUAGGUAUUUAAUUUAGUUUUUCAAGUGUGAUUUUUCUAUGUCUAUGCAUUUUAUUCAAGGUUAUUCCCAUCUUUGUGUUUCUAAUUUUUAUUUUUAUUUUUAUUUUUUAAGUAUGUUCUCGUUAUGAAUGUGAAUUGUGCUGUACUAUAUAAGUUAUUACUUUGUAUCAAGGUGCGCAGAGGUGCGUUCACAGCUGGGAACUGAAUCCUAUCAUAGUCCUGAAAUAUAGGUUUUGAAAAUUUA
This is a messenger RNA of Planococcus citri (citrus mealybug), 2952 nucleotides long. RefSeq names its product heat shock 70 kDa protein II-like. The record is from RefSeq and is a predicted model, not a curated record. Gene Ontology annotation, cellular component: nucleus; cytosol; cytoplasm. Gene Ontology annotation, molecular function: ATP binding; ATP-dependent protein folding chaperone. The transcript is spliced from 7 exons. The coding region runs from base 353 to 2431 and encodes 692 amino acids. Lineage: Eukaryota; Metazoa; Arthropoda; Insecta; Hemiptera; Pseudococcidae.